Paramisgurnus dabryanus is the source of this 1977-nucleotide messenger RNA. It is a transcript of the gene jtb, whose product is annotated as jumping translocation breakpoint. Gene Ontology annotation, biological process: mitotic cytokinesis. The record is from RefSeq and is a predicted model, not a curated record. Lineage: Eukaryota; Metazoa; Chordata; Actinopteri; Cypriniformes; Cobitidae. Gene Ontology annotation, cellular component: centrosome; cytoplasm; midbody.
UCCUCUUGCGUGAUGUAAUCCUCUGUGUUUCAGUAUGGCUGGCAGGCCUGUGUUUAAAGGUCUCUGUAAAUAAAGCUGUUUUUACUGUACAAGCAGUGUAUUUAACACUCGUAUUUUCAGUGAUCGAUCAUCGGUGGCGUUUACUGAAGCUUUCAGAAGUCUUGUCAUCGGAAUGUACUCGGCCUGAGAUUAACUGAUAGUGGAGCAAUGAGCCACCAGUAAACUACAGCUGUGAGCUGUGCUUCAUGUGUAUUGGCGCGAUGGAAAGUGACUGUAGGAUUCCCAUGUCCUGUCUGAGACCCCGAAUCCUGGCCCUGCACGCUUUAUUUUGGGGCUUAGUUUCUCUUAGAGUUUUUGGAGCAGCUCUUCUUAGCGAUGAAAGGUCUGCAGCUGCAGUGACAAGGGCUGCGGCAGCACCAUGCUGGCAGGUGGAAGAGUUUUUAGUGGCUAAAGAGUGCAGCGCAUGUGAAAAAUUACAAUUGAAAAUACUACCAGCAUGUUUCCAUACAGGAUAUGUAGAAAAGAUCAAUUGCACUAAAUCUAACAAAGAUGAAUACAAAAGUUGUCGCUCUACCAGAAUGGAGGAGCACCUCUUCUGGAAGUUUGAGGGUGCCAUGCUGGGUCUCACAGUUUUCUUUGGAAUAGUGGUGGUUGCUAGGCAACGGUCCCUGGACCGCCAAGCUUCAGACAAGGUUCGAAGACAGAUAGAAUCUAUUUAGUAAACUGAACUGUACUAAAAGCUAAAGGACAUAUGCCGGACGGGAGGCCUGGUGUUACAGACUCGCAGCAGUAGGUGUAACCCAACAGUCCAUGGAGGCUUUCAGGCUUGAUCACUGGUUUUAUCUUACUGGAUGCACAAAGACAGAGCUCUGACUGGGUACAGCCUGAUGUUAUUUGGGGUUGCUGCUUCCAUGCAGCAUUAAACUUGAAAGGUGGGGUUCGUAUAGGCGCGUGACCAUCAAGGAUUUCUGCCGUGGAACAUUCAUCAGCAAACAGUAUGCAAGAUUGAGAGUCCAGUCCCAGUUUUGUAACACAGCUCUACACUCGUUCUUUCAGAUGCUGUGAAGAGGCAAAUUGGGUGUGUGUUGCAUGUUUUGAAUAAUUCUGAAGCACAUCAAGUAUUUUGUGAAACUAAUUAAUAUGGGCAAAGUCCUAACGCAAUGGUUUUUUUUGGGGGGGGGGGGGUUUAAGGGUUUUUAUCGCUCGACAGAAUCUGAAAAUGUUGGUGGUUGUUUAAUAUUCUGGGAAAGUAAUCAUAGAACCACAUAAGACAUACUCAUCCAUACGUUCACAUUGGGAACCGUAAUAUAAUUUCAUACAUGCAGUUGUAUGUUAAAAAAUUCAGUGUUUUUGUUUCUUUCUAGAAGACUUCAAGGUGUCGUUUAUUGAAACUUUUUAAUUUUUCCAAUUCAUGGUGUUAUUUUACUUGAAGUUUUUUGGUGUCUUCAAGUGUUUUUAUGGACAAUUAUGUGAUCGGAUGUCUUAAUAAUACUUAUUUGAAAGAUACCAGCUCUGUACCUGCAUCUCACUGAUAUAUGCAGGACUGCGUUAUAGUGUAAUAAGAAGCUACUCGAGUUGUUGGAGUGAAAAGGGUAGACCCAAAUUUUCUUUUAAAUUAUUUCUUUUCCUGAAAUUUUUUUUUCACUGCUAAAUGUUGAUAUUGCGUGUGCUUUUUUGCAUGUGCUGAUUUUCUACAGAGAUUUUUUGUAACAUCACCAGCGUGUCUCUGCUCUCCUGCAUUUGGGUUGCAUUGAGUGUUUGGCAGAUGAAUGUCUCGUUGUUACGGCUGAUUCUUGUUUAGUGUGUAUUAUUUAUUUUUCUCACUUUAAGAAGAAUGCCAUGUAAAUUCAGUCAGGCUUUGUCCCAUAGUUUGUUUUAAUGAUCUACCUAAAUUGUAAAAAGUGUAUUUUUAUGAAAGCUGUGUGAGCCUCUGUUGAUAACAAGGAACUGAGGAAUAAAUUGGUGAAAAAGAAAUGA